UAAGUCUAGUAUCUUCAGAAACGAUUCUCGAAAUGUAACCGGCUUGGCAUACCUAACCUAUUAAACUUGUGGCUAUCCGUGAUUCGUGUGAUUGGCGAUAAAAGAGUUAAAAAAUUAAUUUGGAGAGUUAUAUUCAUGGUAAAAUUCAUGGCAAAAUAGUGGAUAUUUGGGGGCAAAUCUCCUUAGAAGUUUUUUUAGAUAGUCGGCCGACAAUCGUAGGAUGGAGAGAUUGGAGAGCUCCGGCGAGAGUUCGUCGAACAAUCAGCAGGCACCUGCGCGCGGCGAGAGAAAGGGUACACGGGGCUCGAGGCAGCGGGCUGUGGAUAACCUGAGCAAGAAGUUCCUGAGGAACUUCGAUCCAGAGCACAGCGAGCGGGAGAAGCGCAAGCUGCAUCGUCGAUUGUACCUCAGCUACAGGAAGCACCUGUACAAUGACUCAGGCGUAUUCAUACAGACAUCGGACGACCUCUGUGAUUGCUUAAGCCUGAACUGCCCUGGAUGCCAUUUACCGUGCCCUAAAUGCUCCUCGCCAAAGUGCGCCCACGAUUGCAGGAAUAAUCGCAAAUGGACCUAUGACACAAUCCAAUGCGAAGGGACCGAUGUCGUGGCAAAAAAUCCACUGUUAAAAGAGCCUGAAACGAAGUGAGAAUGUAAAAACACGCGAACGUGCGUAUCUGUAAGUAUCUGUAUAAAAUACCGCAAUUAGUAUUACGAGAUUCUUAUUUUAUUACUCUUAUAUAAACUGCGUAUUUACAUAAUAAGCGAAAGUGAACUUAAUAAAGUCUUAAAAUGCUGCAAAGGGGAAA
This is a messenger RNA of Wasmannia auropunctata (little fire ant), 806 nucleotides long. RefSeq names its product ARL14 effector protein-like. The record is from RefSeq and is a predicted model, not a curated record. NCBI's taxonomy places the organism in Eukaryota, Metazoa, Arthropoda, Insecta, Hymenoptera, Formicidae. Bases 221 to 646 code for a protein of 141 amino acids. The transcript has 4 exons. Gene Ontology annotation, cellular component: intracellular membrane-bounded organelle.